ACUAACUAGUAACUCGUUAAUUGUGGAAGAAGGUUCCUUUCCAAAUUAUAAUAGAUGUUCUGUACAGCAUUUGGACAAAAUCAAAUUCUGUUUGGAACAUUUCUUUAGGCAUUGGUCAAGGGAAUCUUUAUACUUUUAAAAACUUGCCUUUGACUUUGCUAUUGUUUAUCGUCAAUUUUGUCCUUCUCCAUUGCGUGUUCAAAAACAUAUCCAAACAAUUUCGCACCGUACUUUAUGCAACUAUAUAAGCUAACCCCCCUCAUUGUUAUAACCAUCCAAAUUCCAAAGCAUUAAAAAAAAAAAAAAAACUGACGUAAACAAAGAAAGAAAUGGCAAUAAAUCUUGGUUUGUUCAUGCUAUUGCUUUCUUUCUCUAUAUUCAUUUUACCUGCCUUAUCGUUCAAACCCUCUUCGAAUGAAAUCAAUUCUUGGUGUAACAGAACUCCCUACCCGGAGCAAUGCAAGUAUUUUAUGAGUCAUGGUCCUCACCAUUUUGCACCCAAAACCAAGUCCGAUUUCAAAAAGAUGGCCAUGCAAAUAGUCAUGGACAGAGCCCUUAAAGCCGAAAAAUACACCAAAGCACUUGGUACAAAGUGUAGGAACGAACGAGAGAAGGUCGCUUGGAAUGAUUGCCUAAAGCUCUAUGAGAGCACGAUUCUCCAGCUCAACCGAACCCUCGACCCCAACAUCAAAUGUACUGAUUUUGAUGCACAAACUUGGCUCAGUACGGCCUUGACAAAUCUUGAAACUUGUCGAGCUGGAUUUAUUGAGCUAGGUGUAUCGGACCACAUAUUACCUCUCUUGUCAAAUAAUUAUAACGCGCCAGAAUUAAUUCGUAACACUUUAGCACUCAAUAAUAAUGGCUCCACACCAAAGCAAACUUACAAAGAUGGUUUUCCAACUUGGGUUUCUCCUGGUGAUCGAAAAUUGUUGCAAUCAUCUUCGGAUAUAAGGCCAAAUCUUGUGGUAGCUCAAGAUGGUUCAGGAAAUUUUAGGACAAUUAAGGCUGCACUUGAUGCUGCUGCUAAAAGGAGAGGAAAUGGAAGGUUUGUAAUUCAUGUGAAACGUGGAGUUUAUACAGAAAAUUUGGAGAUUGGAAACCAAAUGAAGAAUAUUAUGCUAGUUGGUGAUGGGUUAAGGUACACAAUUAUUACCGGUAGCCAAAGUGUAGGAGGAGGUUUUACCACAUUCAGCUCUGCUACUGUUGUUGUAACUGGGGAAGGAUUUAUUGCUCGAGGCAUUACAUUCCGUAACACUGCAGGUCCACAAAAUCACCAAGCAGUAGCACUACGCUCUGGAUCUGACCUUUCAGUUUUCUACUGCUGUGGAUUUGAAGGGUAUCAAGACACUCUUUACGUCCAUUCACAACGACAAUUCUACAAAGAAUGUUACAUCUACGGCACAGUAGACUUUAUUUUUGGUAACGCCGCGGUGGUUCUCCAGAACUGCAUGAUAUAUGCAAGGAGACCUAUGAAUAAGCAAAAAAUUACUAUAACAGCACAAGGUCGAAUGGAUCCCAACCAAAAUACCGGAAUUUCAAUCCACAAUUCGCGAGUAAUGGCUGGAUCAGACCUUAAGCCAGUGUUAGGUUCAUUCAAGACAUAUUUGGGAAGACCAUGGAAACAAUAUUCACGAACUGUAUUUAUUCAAAAUUCUAUGGACUCGUUGGUGGAUCCGGCUGGUUGGCUAGAGUGGGAUGGCAAUUUUGCUUUAAAUACUUUGUACUAUGGGGAAUAUAGAAAUACUGGCCCAGGAUCAUCUACUAAUAGAAGAGUAAAGUGGCGUGGUUAUCGUGUGAUUACAAGAUCAAGUGAAGCAUCAAAAUUUAAUGUGGAGAAUUUUAUAGUUGGUCGAUCAUGGUUGCCAUCCACCAGUAUUCCAUUCAUGGCUGGCCUCUAAGAUUAAAAAAAAUAUAUACUUAUUACUUUUGCAUUUCUUUUUCUUCAUUGCUAUUGUUUUGUUCUUUAUUCUUGAAUGAUGCUCAGCAAAUUGAGUUCUUCAAUAAGUUACUGAUUGUGUUAUGUAUAUAUGUAAAAGUUAAUGCAUCAAUUUGAAGUUCUUAUAAACAAAUUCU
Molecule: messenger RNA, 2073 nt
Organism: Lycium barbarum (goji berry)
Lineage: Eukaryota; Viridiplantae; Streptophyta; Magnoliopsida; Solanales; Solanaceae
Product: probable pectinesterase/pectinesterase inhibitor 17
Exons: 2
Coding region: 330-1898 (522 amino acids)
Biological process (GO): cell wall modification
Molecular function (GO): pectinesterase inhibitor activity; pectinesterase activity
Source: RefSeq, a predicted model, not a curated record